Messenger RNA from Cloeon dipterum, 1503 nucleotides. RefSeq names its product protein Njmu-R1-like. The record is from RefSeq and is a predicted model, not a curated record. Gene Ontology annotation, cellular component: trans-Golgi network. Bases 222 to 1301 code for a protein of 359 amino acids. The transcript has 6 exons. NCBI's taxonomy places the organism in Eukaryota, Metazoa, Arthropoda, Insecta, Ephemeroptera, Baetidae.
AGAAAGCUUUUUAUUUAACAAACACUAAUCCCUUCCUUCUAUCUGCGAUGGGCCAGAAUAUUACGUAAAUAUUGAGGUUUCGUCAAUCGGAAACGCUAAACUCAUACGAAUGAAUGGAUAAAUGAAGCUGAAGCAUUCCCCAUAUUAAUUCACUCUUCACUCGCAGCAUUUAAACUGAUCACAGUCUGGCACACCGUGAGUUACUUCAAAACGGCCCUGAAAUGGAAUCCCGUCUUAAGCGACUUUCUAUGCACUUGGAAGCGAACGACGAGAGUGAAUGGAUCAAGAGUGGCACGUACAGUUCAUCCCUGUUCCUCUACAAGGAUGAAAAUCUGAGCGUUCUCCAUUCGAACCUCAGAGAAGACCAAACCGCCUUCAUGAAGGCAUUUUUACUCAGAAGACUUACCAAAAAUGCCAUCUACAUUGGCACUGGGAACUUUUCCGUCAUGGAAUAUAGUUUGAACAGCAACACGCUGACGCCAGCAACGUGCUUUUACGUAUCAUUCCGCCAUCCCGAUGAAAAUUCCGAGACUUGUCAGUCACAAGUGAUUUUUUGUCUGGUUGCACCCCCGGAAGCGCAGCUGGAAAUUUACAGAACUGAACUGCAAGCGUUCUGCAAAAGACAAGUAAACUUUAUGCAAGAGGAGUCUUUUGCAGACAGACUGAAGCUUUGGCCAUUCCACGCGAUUGGAUUUUUCGGCAGAGUUCUAAACAACCUGGGCUUGAAAAUUUCGUACCUGCUUGAGGCAGUCUUGCGGCAGUACAAAAUCAACGUCAGCGCCGACUUGGACUCGCAGCUGCAAGCAGACAUACAUUCCUUCAUCAGCUCGGCAAGUUUGGCCGAGCUGCUGUCCAUCGUGACUGCGCCAGAGGACCGAACGACGAUUACAUUUGGACCGGAGCUCUUGUCCAAUCUCAAUCCAGAAACGGACAAACUGGAGGCAGUCAAUUUAAAUGGAUCAGUGGACCUGGAUGUGAGCCCUUUCUGUCUGAAUUGGGGAAAGCUAUUCGAUCACGUUUCUAGUUCACCGACCACGAUUAAAAAGACCGUGGAGUCCUUUAAGCUGAAAAUCAUCCAGGACAUGAAUGACUUGCGGAGAGCCUUGAAGCAGGCAGAAACGGACUAUUACAGUCUUUAUUUUGUCUACCUAUUCCUGAAAAACACUGGGUACAAAUCGACUCUGCUGGAGUAUGCCAAACAAGAGAGUGAUUCGCCAAAGGACGUCAUCAGCAUUCUGCAGAGAUUUAACGGCUAUGAGCACAACAUCCAAAAUCUCAAGGCUUCAGGAUGCGAAGACUAAGUCGGUUUAAUUUCUGCGGAAACUAUUUCGGUACUUAAAAUAGAGUUAUUAUUUUUUCUGUUAUGUGAUAGAGCAAAGGGCCAUCCUAAAAUUUCGUAAACUUAAAAUAGAUCAUUCCUCUUAAUUUUUGAAAUAGAUAUUUACACGUUUGUUAUACAUAUAUUAUUUCACAUGAUUAAAUUAAAACGAAACCUAAUUUGCA